Molecule: messenger RNA, 2893 nt
Organism: Hyaloscypha bicolor E
Lineage: Eukaryota; Fungi; Ascomycota; Leotiomycetes; Helotiales; Hyaloscyphaceae
Exons: 8
Source: RefSeq, a predicted model, not a curated record
CUUAAGUCUAUAAUUGCGGUUGCUACUGCGAGACAAAGUUCCAUCGCAUCAUUUUGGCCUAUUAAAUCGCCGUCUCGAGCACCUCCACCGCUGGAAAAUGACAUCUAAACGGAAGGCGAAUGACGAACUUUCAGGCCAUCUGCCGAAGAUUCCAGCGCAUGUGGCGCCUGCCAAGGAUAUUCCAGCCAGCUCAACAGAAGAACCCGAGCUUAAUCCAGGCUCGCAUGGUAUAUAUUAUGCCGGACUCCCCCAGGCCUCGGCUGAGGCGGUGCCAAAACCCCCCACAAUUGCUACUGUUCGGCAAGAUCACGUCUAUCGAGUACGUGGUCUGCCAUGGAAAAUCAGUUGCCAACAGAUUGGCGACCUAGUCUCAACUCUCUUUAAACUAGAAAGCGACACUUCUGCGCCCCAAAUCAGGUCUCUUGCUAACGCCCCUGAUGGCCAUACGAUGGUGGCUACACUGAGUUUUCGAACAAUUCCUGCAGAACUCUCAGGCGGCGGUGAGAUUGAGCGACAUUUUGACAUAACAAACUUUCUGGGCAAUCUUCAAGCCGAAAAUAAAGACAUCGGACGUACACGUCGAAGUUAUACCCUAACAAUUGACGAUCACUUCCGUGGCCUCACAAUACUCAGUUCUCCACCGCCAUCUGAUCAUAAAGUCGAUUGUCUCGCAAUAUCAGGCCUAGGCGGUCAUGCCUUCGGCUCGUUCAAGGAGAAGGGUGGUUCGCGUAUGUGGCUUUGUGACUAUCUCCCAAACGACCUUGCGACAACCCGAAUUAUUAUCUAUGGUUACGAGUCACAACUCUAUGGCAGUCAAAGCUUUCAGGAUCUUGAGGCUCUCGCCACUACGCUAAGGACAUCUCUUAGACGUUUAAGCCAUCUAACGGAGAGAAAGCCGCUGUUCUUUAUUGCUCAUAGUCUGGGAGGGUUAAUAGUUAAGGAGGCUAUAAUUCAAAUGCGCAACGCAUCCACUGAUGACCCAGAUAUUUUGAAUUCAAUUUAUGGAGCAUUGUUCUUCGGGGGACCAAACCAGGGUAUGGACGUCAAAUCACUUAUCCCAAUGGUGGAAAAUCAAGUCAAUCAGGGGCUUCUACACUCUAUUAGUAACGAAUCUCAACUGCUCCGGAAACAGACUAGAGAUUUUCCCAAGGCCUUUGAUUUCCCAGAGUCGAAAAUUGUGUGCUUCUAUGAGACUGUCACUUCACCAACAGCGAUUAAGAUAGCAGAUAAAUGGGUUAUGAAGGGACCGGAUGCGAUCCUUGUGGGCACGGCGUCUGCAACUCAUGGUCGUCAUUGGGAGAAUCAAGCCCACCACAUCCAGGCGAUCAAUCGUGAUCACUCGCAGCUAGUGAAAUUCAAAGCUAAUGACGAAGUCUAUGAUCGCGUACUUGGCACGUUAGAGGAAUUUGCUGAGGAAGCUUUCGCAAUGAAGAGGGGUCGUAGGAUGGAAGUAGAAGAGCUGACUGCAGAUGAUUCCGACUGUCUGAAAUCGUUAGCUUUCCCGCAAAUGCGAUACCGGCAAGACGAGGUUCAAGAUACACGAGCAGACUCUUGUGGUUGGAUUCUUGAACACAAGGCUUACAAAAGCUGGAUCGGCGACCAGCAUGGUCUCUUGUGGAUCAAAGGAAAGCCUGGCUCGGGGAAGUCGACCCUGAUGAAACGAAUAUACAAGGAAAACGCAACUCAAACAAAUAUUCGGCUUGCAUUCUUCUUUCACCGGCGCGGUGUUCAAUUGCAACAGACGUCUAUAGGGAUGUUACGAACAAUAUCGCACCAACUCAUAAGCCAGUCUGCUUCUGCUCGUGCAGUAUUUCGAGCUCGUUAUAAUGAGAAAAAGUCAUUUGGACACUGUGGGAUAGAUUGGGAAUGGCGCGAUGCAGAACUUCGCCAAGCACUGAAAUCUGCUUUAGCAGUUGCGGCCAAAUUUCACGCCAUUAGCAUUUUCAUAGAUGCUCUUGACGAAGCCAGUGAGAACUCUGCGGAAUCCAUUGUUGCUUAUAUUCAUGAAGUGAAUGAAGAGCUUCAGGGAUCAGCGAGGCAAACAAGAAUCUGCUUCUCAUGUCGUCACUAUCCUAUUUUCAGCCUUAAUAUUGGAUUUGACGUCUGCAUGGAAAAAGAGAAUAACGACGACAUUUCGGCUUGUAUUGACGAAGAACUUUCAAAGCACAUCCAAGCGCACAAGCGUCAGUCACGGGAAGAUGAUAUCAAGGUUCUCCAAAGGCAGCUUUCAAGUAGCGCGUCUGGAGUGUUUCUAUGGGCCAGUCUUAUGGUUCCUAUCGUGGCGAAAGAGUAUAACAAAGGGAAGAGUCUCAAGCAUGUACUAGAGACAUUGCAGAGGGUACCACCUAACUUGGGCUCAAUUUAUGAGCAUAUCCUCAAGACGCUUAUUGACGCUGAAGAUCGGAAAGACUCAUUACAUUUGAUGCAGUGGAUCUCUCUCGCUAAUAGGCCUCUCUCUCUUACAGAGCUCCGCUUUGCACUGGCCUUGGACGACCCCUCAAUCCAUGACUUUCAGAACUCUGUUCAAGAUUCUGAGGAUUUUGUAGAGGAUGAUGCGCGAAUGGAGCAAUUGAUCACUAGCCUAUCUGGCGGCCUGAUCGAAGUCAGAGAUCACCACAGUUCUAACGUCGUCCAAUUUAUCCAUCAAUCUGUGAACGACUCCCUUCUUAAAGGCGGCUUUGAAUGGCUUGGGCUGAAUAGCAGAGCAAAUUUUGUUGGGCAAGGUCAUCAUCGACUUGCGAGGUCUUGUGUGAACUACCUAAAACUUGGAGAGAUUCAAGAAGUAAAGCUCCUGAAGUCGCGGCACAUUAAAGGAGCUAGGCAAAACCCACCAUUCUUGGAAUACGCAAUACAAUCCUGGUUUCUACAUGCACAGACAGCAGAAGGAAAAGGC